Messenger RNA from Mytilus californianus (California mussel), 10419 nucleotides. RefSeq lists its product as uncharacterized. Gene Ontology annotation, biological process: regulation of DNA-templated transcription. Bases 493 to 5772 code for a protein of 1759 amino acids. Gene Ontology annotation, molecular function: RNA polymerase II cis-regulatory region sequence-specific DNA binding; DNA-binding transcription factor activity, RNA polymerase II-specific. The record is from RefSeq and is a predicted model, not a curated record. The transcript is spliced from 3 exons. NCBI's taxonomy places the organism in Eukaryota, Metazoa, Mollusca, Bivalvia, Mytilida, Mytilidae.
AACACAGUUGUCUCUCUUUGUUAUGUCAGCAAAUGCGAUGACACGAGUCUAUCGAUAAAGAAAGAAAGCGCACAAAUAGUAUGUGUCAGCACAUGCGGAUUCAUUGUCUAAUAAGGAAAGCUUUCAUCAUGAAAUGCUGACGAAUAUCACAAUUUUUGGAACAGCUUCAAGAAUCUGCACCAUGAAGUAACACCAAGGUAUUUAAAUGAUCAAUGAAAUCCAUAUUGAGAGACAUUUAAACAUCUUGUGUAACAUUGCUAUGAAGGAGAACUGAAGAUGAGGUUACAUUCAUCACUAGUGUUAAUGCAACCAGAUAUUCUCACUGGAAUUGUAAUGAAAAGCAAAUUUCAAUUUAAGAUGUGAAAUCCAGUAUUUAAUUUUCAUGAUCUUGAAAUCCACAAACUUAUAUCCAUAUGAUAUUUUGAAAUCCACAUGAUAUAAGAAUUUUAUAUACAAGUGAAAUCCAGAUUUAAAUGCAGGUUACAUAAUAAAAUGGCAGAAUUUCCUGUUACUCAAGAUGUUAUUCAGGAGAAUGUUCCUUACGACGAUUCUAUAUUUUUGCCUGAAGGAAGUCAUGUAAUAUCAGAUGAUUCACUACCAGUUGUCAUCUUGGCGGAGGAUACUGGUCUAAUUCAAGGGAGAGAAAUCCUACAACAACAUACUCAUACAAUGUCAUCAGAUGAUUUACGUAAGCCUCAAAUAAAUAUAAUAGACUUGAACCUAAUUUCACACUCUGAAGACAAUCAGUUAACUUCAAAUCAAUUAAACUUUGAUGGUCUACUGCCAAAUCAGGUUGAAGAAAGUCAGAUCCCUAUUGCAAUUCAGUCGACAGUGUCUGGCAAAAUCCUUAAACAGAGCAGUGAUAGUCAAAAGUUAGUGUCUUACACAAUCUUUUGUCCAAACGAAGAAGCAAUAUUUACAGCUGAACCAUGCGAGGAAGACACUGUCAGACAGGGAAACAGACCAACAAAUAAAAACCUGACAAAAAUGAAGGGUAACACUGAUGUUAAUGAGGCAGUAGGCUCCGCUAAUUAUACACAAUUACUAAAUAAUGUUAACGAGCACUUACUGUCAACAAAUUCUUUAGCAGAUGGCAAUGGACAGAAGCCUAGCACAAUAAAAAAUACUGUUUUCAAUGGUUUGAAAAGCAAACCUACUGGCAUGGGAGCUGUUUUUAAAAGUAAAAAAACAAGCAAUCUCUUUGAAAAUUUAGAACAAUUUGCUAGAGAGGGUGAGAAAGAAAUGUCUGUGCCUUCAGCCUCCAAUGGAGAUGGUGUUUCUACUGAUAAUGAUAGUGAAAGGGAUUUUGAAGCUACACUUAAGAGUAGGUGUUUAAGGUCGAAACUUUCGGUAAAAUUAGUUCCCUUAGAUAUGAGCAAAAUAUCUGUUGAUAAGAAACUAAAAGUUGAUAGCUUUAAAAACAUUAAAAAGCAACAGAAAAUAAAAUCAACAGAUAUUAAGAAAGUUCCCUUGAUAAAGAAUAUAAAGGAAAAAUCGAUAGAUGUAAACAAAGUUUCUAAAUUGAAAAACGGCAUUAUAGCAGAACAGUAUACAUUUAUUCGCGGAAAGAAAAAGAAGAAAAAACCAAGUUUAGGAUUGCUGAGAGAAAUUGACAAAAAACCAGCCAAACGCUUUGGUAAAAUUCCAAAAUCAAUGACCGCAUGGAAAAAAAUUGAAACAAUUGAGAAGACUGGUAAAAAACCAAAAAUACAAGGCCGUAAAGGAAUAGAGGGAGAGUUUCCAUGUAAUCUUUGUGAUUACGUUGCAAAAAUAAAAACUCAUCUUCAAGUUCAUAGGGCAGUUCAUAUACCCAAAUGGAGAAAAUGCAAUUUUUGUAAAUUUGAGUCAAGGUCAGAGUUUAAGAUGAUGGAACAUGAAGCCAGACAUACAGGAGAAAAACCCUUCAAAUGUAAGGUUGAAGGGUGUGAUUAUGCUGGAGCAUGCAAAGGAGAUCUAACUAAGCACCAAAGAAAACAUCAAGAGGACAAACCAUUCAAAUGCCCACAGGCUGGAUGCAGCUUUGGCACAAAAUGGCCUCGUAAUCUAAAACAUCAUUUAACUACACACUCGGACGAGCGUCCUCACAAAUGUAAACAGUGUGGUUAUGCCUUCAAAAGACCUAGUGAUCUUAGCUAUCACAUGUAUCGUCAUAACGAUGUGAAACCAAUCAAGUGCGAAAAAUGUGAAUUUAGAUGCAAAACCAAUUUUGAGAUUAAAUGUCACAUGUUGAAGCACAGUGAUGUCAGAUACUUCAAAUGUACACACCCUGGCUGUACACAGGAGACCAAAACUAAAUCAGAUCUUACCAAACAUAUGAAAGUUCAUUGUAAAACAUUAGAUUUUGUAUGCGACUUAUGUGGAAAAGGAUUUAAAACCAAAAGUUGCUUAAAAAAACAUAUUUUACGCCAUUCUGAUGAACGACCAUGGAAGUGUGACCUCUGUGAUAGACGAUUUAAAAUAAAGCCAGCUUUGAGGAAUCAUAUUAAUAUGCAUGCUGGGUACAAACCCCACUCAUGUGAUGUUUGUGGUAUGCUUUUUGCAAGCUUAGGCAAUAAGAAAACUCACAUGGUUGUCCACACAACUAAAGACCGACCCCUUAAGUGUCCGAUUUGUCCCUAUUUAGGUAAAACACAGGAGCAUAUAUUAGCACAUAUUGGAACAAUGCACGGGAGUAAAUAUGCUUACUUUUGUGAAAUCUGUAAAAAGCCGUUCAAACGUUAUCACUUACUACAAGUUCAUUAUCCAAGAUGUCAUACCAAGGAAGAACUAGAGAUGUUGGAAAGUGCCCUUCAGUUGAACAUGCAGGCAAUUAAAUCAGAAGUGAUUGAUGAAAUCACCAAGACUGAGCUUGCAAAAACAAAUUCUGAAUUGAAUUGGGAUUGUGUCUUUGUCAAGGAUGAAAGAUGUGAUUUUGAGGCAUAUGGUGUAACUGAAGACCAAAAUGUAAAUACUGAUGAAGAUACAACUACUAAAACAUCUGAAAACCAAAAUCUUAAUGGGACUUAUCAAGACCAUAAUGAUGAAAACACUGUUCGUUCAGAAGUUGACACAACUCAGAAUGAGCACCAAAAGACAUCUGAUAAACUAAAAGAUACUGAUGAAGGCAAUAAACCAGAUGUUAAGCCAGCAAAAUUGGAGCGCACAGAAAAUUCUUAUAACUCUACAAAACCAGCUACUCUUGCCAUCUAUGAUGAAUUUAGACUUCCAUUAGCAACAGUUGGAUUUCAUUUUAAUUUUAUAAAAAAGGGAAAGAAAACAAAAGCUUGGUUCAUGGACCAAAGUUAUAUGGAUGAAACUGCCAAAAAGAGACAUCAAAAGUACCUAAACAGGAAGAGAGAAGAGAUGCUUUAUGGGUAUUACAACUCAAAACGUAGGCGUAAAAUUCAAGGGAAACUUACAACAGUUUAUGAAUCACCAGAAAAAACUAAACGACAGUUUGCAGGUGGAAAAUUCUUCCCUAAGAAUAAAACAAAAAAUGCAAUAGAACCUUUGAUAAAAUUAGAUUCAUCAAGUAAAACAAUGCCAAAAAUUGUAAUUAAAUCAAGUUCAAGUGAAUCAAAAAGGUUAGAGGCUAAAAAAUUGUUGGAUAUCAGCAUUAAGAAGUCAACUAUGUCCCGGUCACAUGAUCUAAAAGCACAUAAAAAACCAAAAACUACAAUAUUAGGGCACAUUAAAACUGAACCAGUGAAAAAAGAAAAUGCUAAAAAGCCAUCGCUGAAAACUACUAUUGACAGUAAAAAACAUAAGAAAUUGAAAAUUAUGAAAACAAAGAAGUUAAAGAAGGUUGUUAAAGAACAGUAUAUGAAACCCAAAGAAAAACUGUCAAUAAAACCAAAGGGAAAACCAGGCAGGAAGCCUAAGGUGGUAGAAAUUUUGAAAAAAGAUACUGAUAAGAUUAUAAAGCCAACAGGAAAGCCUGGAAGAAAACCCAAAAUUACUAGUAAAAUGGCUGAAUUCAGAGAUAGUAAAAUGAAAACAUAUGAAAAUAGAAUGAACAAAAAUAUCAAAACUGGAAAGCCUCCAGCAAUCCAGUCCACAAUAAUUAAAAACAAACCAGGCAGAAAGCCCAAAGGUAAUGUGGUUGCAGAGAAGAAAACUAAAGUUAACAAGAGUUCUUUGAAAAAGACAGGCAAGAAACCUGGACGAAAACCUAAAGAACAUGUGAAAUUACCAAAGAUACAAAAACCAAAGGGCAAACCAGGACCUAAACCAAAGUACAAAGUUCCAAUUAUGGAAAGUAAAAUCAACAAAUCGAAAGGAAAACGUGGCAGAAAACCUAAGGCUUUACAAGCAGAUAGUACAAUGCUGACUGAAAUAAAACAGGAAGCAGUGGACGAUUUUGAGCAGAUGACUACGUCCCUUGAUAAUUUGAUUGGUUGGCAAGAUGAUAUGAAUACCAGUAGCUUCAAUGAUACAAACGAUGGAGAAUGUGAGGGAGAUGUUGUCCAGUCAUAUAAUAUAACUGUUUGUCAAGACUUUAAUCAGUCACAUGACGCUGAUUUGUCAAGUAGUGCAACACUAUCUGAUAGAAUUAAAACAAAUAGAAGAAGAGUACGAAAUUACAAGACAUCAGACGAUAAUGAAAACGCAGCACAGAAAUGGUUAGCAUCAGAUAGUACCACAAAAACUAUUCAGCUGCCAUCAGAAUUGUCUACACAGGUGUCAGAAGUAUCAGAUAAAAUUACUGAAGUUACAGAUAGACCAAUCAUAUAUAAAUUUAUUGGUAAGCGGGCUAAUGAACCCGAAACAACAAGAACGAUUAAUGAAUCUACCAGCAACAGUCCUGAAAGUAAUUUGACUCCAAUACCAAAAGCAGAACUUUAUGCUAAAAUAAGAUCUUGUAUUGCUUCAAAAAAUGUAACUGCGAAAGAAUCUCACAGAAGAAUUACUGCUAAAAAUAUCCCGUUGGAAAGAUUAGCUGUAGACACAUCAACCGGAGGGAUUGUGACUUCUAAUGCUUUCAAUUCUCAGCUCAUACCUCUGCAAACAUUCACAUCUGAAACUCUAAAAGGGACUACUCUCAUAAAGGAACGAGAUAUCCAACCAACUCAGAAACUGGUGUCAGCUCAAACAUUAAGCUCUAAUACAUUGAAAAGGAUGAAUAUACUGUAUAACUCAAAGAAAAAUAAAAGAAAUGAACUUGAUAUUCCUCAAGUUGUGAUAGAAAAUGCAGAAGAAAUGAAUAGUCAUACCUGUAAUGAAGAAUACCUUUCAUCGUUACAAGAUUCAGAAAAUUAUGAUGUACAAGAGCAAGAUACUCAAGUUUUUGUUAAGGAGGAAAUGAUUAUUGACUUAGAUGAUGAAAAUGACAGGGGGGAGGAUUAUCAUUCUGAGGAUAACAUUGAAGAUCACACUUGUGUGGAAGAUUAUGCAGAGAAUGGUAUUGCAGGAGAACACCAGCCUGUUGAAAUGGACAGAAUCAUUGAAAGUAAUGCCACUAAUGGUAAUUUGUUUGUUCCGUAUUGUGACGAUGUAGCUGUCAUGCAAGCUUCAGCUGAGGUUCUUCAAGAUGUUGGAGGAAAUGAACAAUUGAAUGAACCGUCUGAUAUAAAUCAGUUAGGAUUUGUUAUUGAAACUGUACAAGAUUCUGCUCUAGAUGUAGAAGAGAGUCAGGAUGGUAAUGUGGUUGUUCAGAUGCUUGAACCAGCUGUGGAAAAUGGCAUGAUAUCCAAGCUUACAGACGAUACUGAUCAGACAUUUCCCGAUAGCGACAUAGAUAUAAAUAGUUCACCGAUUAAGCAAGAACCUAUAGAUAAAGAUUCUUUUUCAUGAACUGGAUUUUAUUUAGUACUGUCUACAGAAAUAUGACAGAAUUAUUGUUCAGAUGGUAUAUUGUUUGUUUGUUUUUUUUGUUUUUUUUUUGUUGUUUUUUGUUGUUUGUUUAUUUUUUUGCUUUGUUCUAUUUUAGUGUUUAUUGUGUUUGUUAUAUUCAAUUUUUUUUUCUAUGGUAAUGAAAUAUAUAUGCACUGACUUUAUAUACAGUCUUUACAAUAUUGAUAUUCAAACAAUAUGUAUGUACUAUGUAAGAUAUAUCAAUUUUUUCUAAAAAAAAAUUCUGAUUUUUUUAUCGAAUUUUUGUUAAAAAGUUCAUUCAUAAACAGGCAUAGAACUCUUUGUAUAUCAACUUACUUUAUAGACUACAGACAUAAAGUAAGAUAUAAGUAAAAGAUGAAUUAUAUAUGAAGUGUAAAAAAUGGUUUAAAAUUUAUACCUUUGUAUACUUUUAAAUUUCAAAUUUUAUGUUAAAAUAUUUCAUGAAGUAGAUUAUUUUUUUCAAAUUGUAGUUUGUCAUAAAUGAAAUAUAGUCCUUUAUUAUUUUUACAUAUAUUUCAUUUCUCAAAUUUCAGUAUGUUCUAGUUAAGCGUUAAAGAUUAGAUGGUUUUUUUUUAAAUAAUGAUUUUUAUGGUAUAUAAAGGGAAAAUCAGAAAUCAGAAAUUUGAAGCUUCUUUUUAACAAGAUUGAGUUUUUUAUAAAUGAAAAGAUAUUUGAUGUGUACAGUAUGUGUUAUAGUUAUGUGUUUUUUUUUCCUUUCUGUUUUUAAAAUUGUAAAUGAAAACAUUACAAUUUCUUACUGUUUAUAACAAAAUUAUGUAAUGUAAUAGAUAAAGACUCGUUUAUAUAGUGGUAUGUGUAUAGCUUUUUAUCAUUUAUCCUUUUAAAUACAUUUCAACAAAUUUUAUAUUUAUCAAUGUUUAUGAUUACUGGUAUAUGGUAUUUGUUUGUGAGAGCUUUUUUAUGACUUUUUGUCAGAUAUUUUGAAUCCAUUAGUUUUAUUCAUGUAAGUGUCAAUAACAAAUUUGCCCAAUAACCCCUACUUUUCUUUUCAUAAUUUUAUUAUGAAUAUUUUAUAAAGCUAUUUUUGACUGCAAUCUCUAAUUUUCACAGUGAUUGCAGUUAAGAAAUAAAAAUUUUGAUGCAAAAUCUGCUAUCGGGUUAGACUUUUUAUGGACUACAAGUAGAGAGUAAAACACUUUUAGUCAGAUGACAGAAUAUAUGAUAUUUAACCACUGUUAAUUAUACAUAUACAAAAAAACUGGUUUAAAACUUACUUUGUUUAUUGUUAAUAUGGGUCUUGUCAUCCUUGCUCCUUUGUUUAUUGUUAAUAUGGGUCUUGUCAUCCUUGCUCCUUACCAGUUUUUGUGAUACAAAUACAUUAUACAUAUAUAGAUGUCACAAACUUUCACCUGAAUAGUACAGGGGAUAUUAUUUUGAAUUCAUUGUAGAAUUUCAUUUAUUUUGACAUUUGAAGAUAUAAUAUUUAUUUUGUUGUAUGUUAUGUAUGUAUUUAUAUAUAAUAUUCAUAUUAAAUAUAUAUAUGAAUUCCAUUAGUAAUAUGUAAUUUGUUUGUUACUGUAUCUUUACAAUAGAGUUAAGUUUUUGUUGCUUUUAUUUUUUAUGAAGUCUAUUUUUAUUUGUGAAAUCCUUUGUUUUGAGCUGUUGAGCAUUUAAUUGAAAUCCAUUUAAGUUGUUAGAAAGGUUUGCUUUCUUCAAUUUUAGACUCAAUUCAAUUUUGAAUUUUCAAAAUAGUGAAUUUUUCCUGUAACAGUAUUAACUUUUGAAAUCAUUGUAAACUUUUCAUCUCUGUUGACAUUUAAAUAUAAUAUUAAUGUUGCUAUAUAUGAAUGAAUAACAUUAUUAAGAUGCAAUUUUUGCUUGUCAUUGUAUCUGUGCUAUAGAGUUAAACUUUUUUUUCUUUUAUUUUCAAUGAAGUCUAUUUUUAUUUUUGAAAUCCUUCGUUUUAAGCUGUUGAGCAUAUAAUUGAAAUCCAUUUAAAUUGUUAGAAAGGUUUGUUUUCUUCAAUUUUACACUCAAUUCAAUUUUGAAUUUGCAAAAUAGUGAAUGUUUCUUGUAAAAGUAUUAGCUUUUAAUUUCUGUUGACAUUUAAAUAUAAUAUAAAUGUUGCUAUAUAUAAAUGAAUACCAUUAUUAAGAUGUAAUUUUUGUUUGUCAUUGUAUCUGUGCUAUAGAGUUAAGCUUUUUUUUAUUUUAUUUUCAAUGAAGUCAAUUUUAAUUUUGAAAUCCUUCGUUUUAAGCUAUUAAGAGCAUUUAAUUGAAAUCCAUUUGAGUUUGUAAGAAAGUUUUUUUUUCUUUAAAUUUUCACUUAAUUCAAACUUGAAUUUUCAAAAUAGUUAUUGCCUUUUAAUUCACCAAGCCAAUUUAUUGCUAUAUUGCUAAUUGAUUUUUGUCAUAUAUGUGUUCUUAACUUGAUAGUAUUUUAUGAAUUUGUUACUAUUUUUGCUUUGGUUAACUGGAAUGUUCAGGUGUGAGUUCAUAUGGGAUUUUCCCCACAAAUUUCCAGCAAUGUAAUUAUAUUUUAUUCAGAUAUUUCUGUUGCCAUUGUGCAGUGAACUGACUUUGCUGGUUUUAUGUUCUUUAUUAAGCAUACAUUGUAUAUUGUCAAAUAAACGAAACAACAGUUUUCAGUGAUGAUUUGGUUUAUAUAAUAUAUAGUUCUAUUCUGGUUCUCUCUAUAACAAGUUUUAACAAAGGUAAACUAUGUUAUUUUCUUUCUGUUCAAUGUUUGAGGUUUUUUUAAUUUCUCCCCAAUUUGUAAAACACAGUUAAUAUCUUCAAUAUUUCUGCAAUCGCAAAAUUCUUAUGGCUUACGUAGGGACAUAACUUUUAAAUAUCAAUGAUGAAAAAAAAUGUAAAAUAGAUUCAUAAAAGAUUUUAAUUUGGAUCAUUACUUUUCUGACUCAAUGAGAAUAUAUAUUUUUAUACGACGGCAAAAAAAUUUUGUGGUCAUAUAUUGGUAUCACGUUGUCGUCAUCGUCGUCAUUGUUGUCCGAAGAUGGUUGGUUUCCGGACAAUAACUUUAGUAUAAGUAAAUAGAUAUCUAUGAAAUUUAAACACAAGUUUCCAUACAAUAAAAGGAUGUUAGGAUUGACUUUAGGGGGUUAUGACUCAAACCAUUUAGGAAUUAGGGGCAAAAAAAGGGGAAAAACAAGGGUUUGCUGGUUAAUGGACAAUUUUAAAGCAGUGUAAGGGAGGUAAUCCAAUCACACUUAAUAUACAAUGUUGUGUAUGUUUUGGAUUACCUCCCUUACACUGCUUGUAAAUUAUGUAUAAGAAAUGCUGUAUUGUCUUGAGGUGAUUAGCUGUCAAUUAAUUUUUAAAUGCUACAGUAAUUAAUAUUAAUUUUAGCCUUGAAUAUGUAUGUCAUUUUCUAUUUUAAGACUUUUAUGAUGUAUUUUAAUGGGUAAUUAUGGUUGCAAACUCCAUUAGAAAUUUGAAUUGAGAUAAUGAUCAUAUCUUGAGGGAAAGAAUUUUUUUUUGGGAAAAAGGGAAAGGGGGGAAUUGAAAUACAAAAUUGUGGGGGGAUGGAUGAGGGGAAAUAUGAAAUUGAAGGGGGAACAAUUUUUUCUCAUUUCAGAUUUCAGAUUUCAGAAAUUAAAAAGAAAAUUUCUUCAAAUUCAAAUCAUAUUACCAAUUCUAAGUUCUUUGACUACAGUUAUUCUGUGUCAGAAACCUAUUUUGUGUCAGAUAUUUAAUUACAAUCCAAAUUCAGACCUGUAUCAAGCGCGAAUAUUGUGUCCAUUUUUGCCCCAACUGUUCAGGGUUGGACCUCUGCAGUCGUAUCCAGCUGUGCUCAGCGAAGCAAUUUAUUAUGUAUGAAUCAUCAGCUAAUUUGUGGUCAUUAAUAGUUUAAAACAGCCAUACAAGGCUUUCUUCUCGUCUUGAUGGAGUCAAAAAGCGAGGUCAGUUUGAGUUUAAGCUGAACCACUUAUGAUAAGACAAUGAUAUUCAGUAUGGAGUUGUAUUAGCAUGUGCACAUCUCAUUUCCAUAGAAAUUGUGUGUACCACCCCUCAGUUAUGAUCUAUUGACUUCAAACAAGAGCAUAGUUAAAAUGUUCCGAGUUUGUGAUUAGGUCAGUUUAUGGGGAACUACUAAUGGUAAGUCUAAGAUAUUUGGUAUGCAGUAGCAUUUAUAUAAGCAUCGGCACAUCUAAUUCAUGGGGAUAAUUUGUCCCACCCCUUCAGUCAUGGUCUAUUGACUUUGAACUCUUGCAUAGUUUUCAUGUAAAAAUAUUGCUGUUUUAAUUUAAACAUUUGCAUUUUACUAUCAAAAUUAUAAACAUGUGAGACAUAUCUCUCUGUCAACAGUUUAUUCCUAGUUAUGUUCAUUGUUUUUUGGAAUAGCCAUAUUUUUUAUUUUAGCAUUGCUGAGGAUUAAAAAUGUUCUUUUGAACUCGAGUUCUGACAAUUUUUUUUAACCAAAGCAAUGCAAUUUGCUUCUAAUGAUUUUAAAGAUUAUCGUUAAAAUGAAACUGUUAUUUUAGUGAAGAUUGUCUAUGAUUUAGUUUUUGAAUAUAUAAAUGUACCGCUGUAACUAGAACUUUCUGGUUAUAUGAUUCAUAUAUUGAAGAAAUGUUUUGUAUGAAUUUGUAUAUGUGAAUACAGACACCAGUACCUUGAACAA